CAAUGAGGGUAGCCGCUUGCGUGUCGAAACCUCAAGUCGAGGGCUAGUGCUGCUGACCAGAUCUUCAUCUCACACGUGACGAAUCAUCACGUGACUAGAUGAGCACCAGCGUCUGCUCUCCAACCAUUCGCACUGACCCUUCAUGAAUGGAAUCCAUCUUGCAUAUCCCAUGUCAAUUUGACCAGAAGAGCACGAUCAAGUGUCAUUUGGGCGACUCUGCCCAUGAAGAUGCCGCAUCGACGAUCGACUCUUCAAGACUCGUCCAGCCGCUGCCGCUGAAGCGUUUUAAUAUCUCCUCGGCGCGCUGGUUGCUGACCUGGCUCAAAUCCCUUCCAAUAUUUGGAUCAUCGUCGAUGAACUUCUUCUGCGGAUAGUGCUUUCUCAGAAUCGCCAGCAUGUCGUUCCAGUUAUACGGAUGCGCCCAGGUGAAUAGACGCUCAUUGCUGACAUCCUUACAGAGUAGUGCCCCGACAUGGACCUUUGCGUUGUCUUGCACAUUCACAUAGUACUGAGGAGGAUUCUCUCUCAGGUCUUCGUUACCUUCCCAACCAUCCCAUAGGGCUUUGACCCAUCCGACUGUGCUGGGAGCACCCUGAUUCUCAGGUGAAAGUACUUUGCCAAUAUUGGCGUUAGGCAACACGGCAUUGAGGACAAAGCCUGGUUUGUUCUCGGCCAUGAACUUCCAUGCUGCCUUUUCACUCUCAGUCUUGGUGGCGGUGUACACGUCCAACUUCUUCUGCACUCCUUCAUACGGAGGUUUCCAAGCCUCUUUCACCACGUCGUCAUUCCACGUCUUUUCGUCGACCGAGAACUUUUUGUUCGGGAUGGGGCUCGUUGCAGCCGUCGAGGAUGAUGUUAGCACAAACCGCUUGAUCGAAGGCUCAUUCGCUGCGGCCUUCAACCCGUUAAGGACUCCGUUCACCACAUUGGGCACGGCAACAUUUGGGUCGUACGAUUCCAUGACCGGUGUCGCCAUUUGGAUGUACCCUGAUGCUCCUCUGACCACCUCGUCGAAUGCUCCGGGAUUUCCCAUUUCCGCCACUUCGACCACUUCAUACUUUCCUGCGCCAUACUUGUUCCCAAAGUAGUUGACCGUCCAUCCGCCUCUCUUCAGCGAUCGAACAGUGCCUCGCACUCGGUAGCCGAGCUGAAGUAAUUGAUCCACGACAUGGCUGGCGAUGAAACCGUUCGCCCCAGUAACUACCACAAGAGACCCGGGUGGCACGGCAAAAUCAGAUGGCGAAGGCAUGAAGUCGGUAUCAAAGGAGUCUGUUGACCACGUGGGAACUCACGGCGGCCGUGGCACGUACCUAAUCGCUUACUAUAUUCCCACCAGCUGGGGAGAGUGUUCUGUUCCAGCCCGAUGGGGGGUUUCGGGCCCUGAGUCGGGUCUAUCAUGACUAAGACUCGGUUGAACAUGCAUAACCGAGACAAGAUUUUCAAAAUCCCGAUCAAUUGAACAAACAAAAGGCUGUCUGUGCCUAUCCGAGCACGGGGAACCCUGCACUGGGCGAAUCAAGCAUAUUCGAACUGGUUCCAAAAAGAUUGAUGUCACCGUGUCACCUAUCACAAGUGCCUAUCUGUAGAUGGCGCCGCCGAAACCCAUGAUCACAACGUCACGAUCUACCAUUUCACCCCUGUCCAUCUUGAGACUUUUCCUUGUGGCAUGACCAGGUUUUUCGGCUCCAAAACAUCCUUGAAGCUGAAACCGGUACCACCACUAAUGCAAGCCGUUCACUAACCCGAUUAGGGGUAUCUUGGCAACAGCCUGAUUGGUUGGAAAUGAACAUCCCCUCAUAGAAUAACAUGGACAUAGAAGGGAAAUUCACUUUUCAAUUGGGGGUUAACACUAUGUGGUAUUGUACUCAAUGCAACUCACUACCGGAUACGGUCGUCUGUGAGUGCCGAUUGGACUGGCUAGCCCAGGGCUUCUUACCGUUGGACAUGGUAUAACACUUUUUGGCAAUUCCGACAUAUGAAUUCCAGCCUUAUGGCCCCGAAGUCCCCUGAAUUGCGCUAUGUUGAACCUUCUUCUUCAGGACGUUCCAACGGCCGAAGCGAAGGUGGAGAUGAUCUGAGAGGAUGACUAAAACCAAGCUGAAUAGAUGAAAAAUCUCAGCAGGACUUAACCGAACCAAUCAUCCCGCGUCCCCGAUCGACGAGAGCAUGACUUGCCACAGCUCAUUCCAUGUAUAAGCGAUCGAGGAAAGACGCCCGCAUCCAUUCGCUUGCCUUGACCAAUAGGAUCAAUUAAGACUGUUCAAUAUUCCGGUCCACUUUGGGCUCAGAUCAGUCGCCGCAUUACAGAAUUGCCUUGAAUCACUAAAUCCGCCUUGGAAACCUCACUCAUGAGGAAAGGUGAUGCACCCCAGGGCACGCCUGCAGCCUUAUCGGGAGCCAGGGCAAUAGCGCGUGGGUUGCCCGACCUGAUUUCAGACAUCAUUCAACCUUGUCUGUUACCAAUACUUGAUUUCCCAUCAAGACAUGAUGGCCAAGAAGACGAACUCAGGUUGGACUGAAAAGAAUCCGCUGGAAGAUGCCGCAGACGCCGAGAUGCAAUGACGACUCCUUAGUGCUAUAUUGGGGCUGCCAGCAGUCACAGAUCUCGCGAUAUGACAAAGUCUCGCCCCCAAGCUUGCUUUCUCUCACCCUGCUAUUGCUGAAAUGCCGUGGAGCUGCUAAGGAUUGAGAGACAUGCCGGCGGCUUCUUGCGUCACGGUGGCUCACACUCAUAAAACACAUAGAUGGCACCUAUAUAUUGUCGAGCUCGGCGGUCAGCAGCAUGUCGCAGAUCCACGUCAGCACAUAUGGAAAGAAGAAAGAAGGAACAGCAAUCACGGAGCAAUAGCCCAUGCCACAUCUUUGUCGAGCAAAAUCCUGCUUCGUUUCCAAGGGGAGGAUCGAAGAUCGUGUCAAGCCAGGCGCGACGGUUCCAAAGUGCAGGCAAGCGACGCAGACAAGAGGCUGCCGCACACCAGAAUGCUGGCUACGCCCGCAGUCUCGUCGGCUGGUCCAAUAACAAGAAUCUUCUGACGCCUUCCUUGUCAUCCCCGGCUUCUUCCAGAGCUGGUUCGCAGGAGAGAAAGCCUUCUCCUGGAUCGGAAUCUGUGAAACAGGUCAUUCCAUCCAGCGGUGUCAGCAUCAGCCCCCAACCCAAUUUCCCCAUUACCUUUCAGAGGUCAGACAGCGAUGCCGUGAGGCUCAUGGUGGACUAUCAUAUUCACGUCUGGAUCCCACAUCAUCUGGGGUUCUUUGAUGCCUGCAUAGGGUUCAACACGCAGCUCGACCUUUGCUGGCCUAUGGCCAUGCAAGAUGAGAUGCUUUUCGACGCCACCAUCGCUGUCAGCCGCAUAGCCUUCCUUCUAAGCGAGGGCAAGCCAGCAGCAGACGACCCAUUCAUGCUCUACCAUCGAGGCUUGGCACUUGCAAGACUACAAAAGCGUAUUCGAGACGAAGCAACCUUGGUAGAGUCCGAGGUCAUCUUUACAGUGGGCAGGAUGAUUGCUAUUGCGUAUAUGACGAAUGAACGCGAUGCAUUCAAUUUCCACUUUGAGGCUUACCAAAAGCUCGUGGAACAAUAUAUGUUGACCAACCCUGGGACCGACAUCUCUCGCAUCAACGAAAACCGACUGAGGAGCUGGACGGCGAUCCAUGCCUACAGAGGCGGACAUGAUCUGCUCCAGGCAAACUCUACUACCGGAUCUACCUCGCCACCGGGUCCUUCCAGGAAUGCAAGCCCCUUGUGGAAAGAAAGAAUUUCGCGGAUAGACAUCACCAAACUGGCUCCGAGUCUCGCAAAGGUAGAGUUGCAUUCGGCGACGAUCUCUCACCUGGUAUCCCUGCAUGAAGUCCUCGAGCUGUCGCCGCCACCGUCACGCGAGAGACAAAAGGCUCUGGUUGAACUCGGUCAUAUAUUCAACCAGGUUGGACAGACAAUUGCCACCAUGACACUCACACCGAUCGACACCCAGGUCGGCUGCGCCUUGGUGGCUUUUGCGGCGCAAGUCCGGGGGUUAUACCUUACGUCCGAACCAUCAAGUUCCGGGAGCGGGUCCUCCUCGAGCCAGAAAAUAGCAAUGAGUAAUUGCGAUCUUGACGUUCUCCUGAACAAUCCACCAUUCUUCGAGCUUGCACAAACCUUCCUGAACAAGAGGCUGUCUGGAUUUCAUGCUGCACCCCAGUACCAGUGUGUGCUUGCUUGGUCGGCUCUGGUUCUGGGAACUUAUCUGGCCAACGACCUCGACGUCUACUUGCGGCGGAAGGGACACAUCAUAAUUGUGAGUCUGUUUUGCGAAAUGCGCAACACAGGACAGUAUCCUCUCCAGUUUGGAGAUGACGCAUUUGAUGCCAACGGCAGCUGGGAAGUGAUUAGGUCAGUCAUCAGAAGCGGAAUAGGUCGUUACUGGCAUGAACGGCUUGCAGCGGACUGGAAGCGGGCUUGGAUUGCUGCUGUCAUUCGACAAAAGAACUGGAAGGACCAGGGUUUGUUCAAGACAGGGGUGCCCAGAACAUUGACUUUCGAUGGCAGAGCCAAUGGUCAUGAUCGGAUUCAUGUCGUGGAGUAUCUGAUAUACAGAGACGCAAGGGAUUCACUGCCGAUGAUUGAAUGAGUGAAUGGGCGAGUAUGGGCUCGGUUUUGUCCUGGGGCUUGAGGUGGUUGGAUCGAGUUCUUGCAAUCGAGGCUGGACUUUCGUGGUGGCGUGCAUAUCAAGAACGGGGAGUGGAAAGGUAUAGCAAAUGGGCUUACGAAACGAGAAAAACAAUCCCUAUCACAACUUGGAAGUUACAAGGCUCCUCUAUGUCCGAUUUUCUCUGAAGUCCUCAUCUAUU
Messenger RNA from Exophiala mesophila, 4830 nucleotides. RefSeq lists its product as uncharacterized. The transcript is spliced from 4 exons. The coding region runs from base 2745 to 4610 and encodes 621 amino acids. Lineage: Eukaryota; Fungi; Ascomycota; Eurotiomycetes; Chaetothyriales; Herpotrichiellaceae. The record is from RefSeq and is a predicted model, not a curated record.